GGUGUGGAUUUUUAAAUUCAUGAAACUACAAUGUCAACACUUCAAGCAACAAAUCAGAACGAGUCCAGUCGCACUUAUUUUUUUCUCAGUGUAGUAGGAGUGAUGGAUAAACUUACCGGAAAUCUCGUUCACAUGCUGUCUGCGGCGUAUGUUUUUCUAAGCAAGAACCUCAUAUUCUAUGUAUUUAUCAUUGGACUCCUGGUGACAAUUUUCAUUCGGCUUUAUGUGGUUAAACGCAUUCAACGUUUGACAAUUGCAAUAUGGAGGAACCUCUUCAACCUUGAAGAUGAUCAUGAGGACGUACAUGAAGACACCGACGACGAAGGAUUCGUAAGGGAUGACUAUCUGUUCAGAGACCUGAAUCCGGAGCAAAGUGUUGAACUACACCGGCGCCGUCGUUUUGAGGCAGCAGCUGAGGCACUGGGAAAUAAGGCUAAUGAGGAAUUAAUAGGAGGGUCCAAUUACGUGCCCAAUUCGGGCGAAGGGAAGCUGUGAACUAAACGAACUGAUUCGUAGCUGUCGAUGCAGAAUGAUGCCAAAUACUUAAUAUUCAUGUAUAAAGAAAUGUUAAAAAUAGGACACACUUGGACGCUUUGACUUCCGUUCCAUGACCAAAUAUCCUGCGGAAUCAACAAAAUACAGUUCCAGGCCCAGUCGUAA
Messenger RNA from Drosophila biarmipes, 660 nucleotides. RefSeq lists its product as uncharacterized. The transcript has a single exon. The record is from RefSeq and is a predicted model, not a curated record. Lineage: Eukaryota; Metazoa; Arthropoda; Insecta; Diptera; Drosophilidae. Bases 31 to 495 code for a protein of 154 amino acids.